Calidris pugnax (ruff) is the source of this 1758-nucleotide messenger RNA. It is a transcript of the gene IRX2, whose product is annotated as iroquois homeobox 2. Gene Ontology annotation, molecular function: DNA-binding transcription factor activity, RNA polymerase II-specific; RNA polymerase II cis-regulatory region sequence-specific DNA binding. The coding region runs from base 1 to 1146 and encodes 381 amino acids. Gene Ontology annotation, biological process: neuron differentiation; regulation of transcription by RNA polymerase II; cell development. The transcript has 4 exons. The record is from RefSeq and is a predicted model, not a curated record. Gene Ontology annotation, cellular component: nucleus. NCBI's taxonomy places the organism in Eukaryota, Metazoa, Chordata, Aves, Charadriiformes, Scolopacidae.
AUGGCUAUCAGCAAUAACAAAUUGCCAACCCCACCGUUUUGUUCUGUCCAGGGCUCUCCUUACGACGCCCAUACGACGGGGAUGACCGGAGCCAUCAGCUACCACCCGUACGGCAGCCCUGCUUAUCCCUACCAGCUCAACGACCCCGCGUACAGGAAAAACGCCACCCGCGACGCCACGGCCACGCUGAAGGCCUGGCUGCAGGAGCAUCGCAAGAACCCCUACCCCACCAAGGGCGAGAAGAUCAUGCUGGCCAUCAUCACCAAGAGGACCCUCACCCAGGUCUCCACCUGGUUCGCCAACGCCCGCCGGCGGCUCAAGAAGGAGAACAAGAUGACCUGGGCCCCACGGAACAAGAGCGAGGAUGAGGACGACGACGAAGGCGACGGGGCGAGGAGUAAAGACGAGAGUCCCGAGAAGAUGCCCGAGAGCAACGAAACUUCGGCAGAGGACGAAGGUGGGCGCGGAGUGACCGCGGUUGCGGCAGGGUGGCCCCAUCCCGCCCCGUCGCGUCCCCUCGGGAGCGGGGCAGGGAAGGAAGGGGGCGGAGGGGGGGGGGCACAGGCGGUGUUGCCGGCCAAGCCCGCCACCUCCUCGCCGCUGGCGGCCGUGGAGGCCCCGCUCCUCGGCCACCCGCACGCCGACGCCGCCCGCAGCGCCAGCAAGGCGGCGCUGGGCGGCCGCGCCUCCCCCGGCCCCCCGACGCCGGCCAGCAAGCCCAAGCUAUGGUCGCUGGCCGAAAUCGCCACCUCGGACCUCAAGAGCCAGACCCUGGGCCAAGGCUGCCAGCCUACCCCGCUCUCCUCCGCCACCCCCGCCUCCGCCCCGCACAGCGCUGCCUACUCGCCCUCCUCCCUCCUGGGGAGGCAUAUUUAUUACACCUCACCUUUUUAUAGCAAUUAUACAAACUAUGGGAACUUUAACGCUCUGCAGAGCCAGGGAAUCCUGAGAUACAACUCCGCAGCAGUGGCUUCAAACGAGGGACUAAGUCAGACUGUCCUAAACGCCAGCUCUGUCCACAAGCAGAGCAGUGACUCUUUGAAAACGAUCACUAACCAGCUAGAACAACACUACAGGCCCUCUAGUUAUGACUCUAAGAAAGAUCCCACUGAAGUCUGCACAGUAGGAGUACAACCAUACCUAUAGAAGUGCAAUCACACAGCAAUGCAAGUAGGUGUCACAAUUGCUUUGAAAAAAGUCAGCAAGCCAUCAUCUCUCCCCGAGCUAAUAUAUAUUACAAAUCUCUAAAUCCGGAUCACAUCUUGUGCCACUGUAUAAAAGAAGACCACAGAGCACUAUUAAAUCUUCAGACUCUAAUUAUUAAACCAGAAUUUUGUUGGACAUAUGUGAGUUUGCUGGUAUAGUAUAGUUUCCCCAAUGUACGUGUGACUUUUGAAAACAGAUCUGUUUUUCUCAGGAUAUCUUGAAUUGAUCACUUCAUUGCCACGGUAUAUAUUCGAUAGGUGUGAUAGGAUUUAUUGUAAAAUUUAUUUGUAAAAGAUGUAUACAGUAGAGAUAAUAAAGACGUGAUUGGAGAACUUGAGUCCUUACAAAGUGGAAACAAAUUUGAUAUUUAUUUUUGUAACGAUAUAAAGCUUCUAGUAAUUUAUGCAAGUUGUAUUGCAAUGGAAUCUGAACUUUUUGUAAAUAAAUUUUGCCUGGUUUUUAUUUGAAACGUUGAUGGUUAUACAAUCUUUGGUUGUUUAACGAGAAUUCUUUACUAAUUUAUAUCUCUAAUUGUAAAUAAAAACAGACUAG